AUGCCUGAGAUACCUGAGAUACCUGAGAUGCCUGAGAUGCCUGAGAUGCCUGAGAUGCCUGAGAUGCCUGAGAUGCCUGAGAUGCCUGAGAUGCCUGAGAUGCCUGAGAUGCCUGAGAUGCCUGAGAUGCCUGAGAUGCCUGAGAUGCCUGAGAUGCCUGAGAUGCUGCCCGUGAUGCCGCCCGCAAUGCCUCGGAUUGUCGGUUAUCAGCUAUCAUCUGCUGUUCAACGAUCUCAAAUCGAGAUCGUAAGCGCCGGGUUGAGCGCUGGGAGAUAG
Messenger RNA from Penicillium bovifimosum, 276 nucleotides. RefSeq lists its product as uncharacterized. The transcript has a single exon. Bases 1 to 276 code for a protein of 91 amino acids. The record is from RefSeq and is a predicted model, not a curated record. Lineage: Eukaryota; Fungi; Ascomycota; Eurotiomycetes; Eurotiales; Aspergillaceae.